Messenger RNA from Amaranthus tricolor (Joseph's coat), 3637 nucleotides. RefSeq names its product protein NLP9-like. Bases 879 to 3437 code for a protein of 852 amino acids. The record is from RefSeq and is a predicted model, not a curated record. Gene Ontology annotation, molecular function: DNA-binding transcription factor activity; protein binding. The transcript is spliced from 5 exons. Lineage: Eukaryota; Viridiplantae; Streptophyta; Magnoliopsida; Caryophyllales; Amaranthaceae.
UCUAAUAACUUAUAAUAUAAAAUAUAUAUACACUAUUUUUAAUUUAUCGAUCUGGUUAAAAAGCACCCAAUAAUUUAAUGCUCAAAAUAUUGUGUUUAGUGAUUAUUCAGAGUUAUCUAAGUGGGUUUUGGAGGUUUCCUCUUAUACUUAUCUGGGUUGGGUUGUUUUGGAUUUAUAAAGGUUGUUGCUGUGUUUGCUAUGAUUUGUGCAUUACUUGAUUGAGGUAAGAGUGUAAACACUCCUUUUUUAGUUUGUUGUCUCAAAUUGAUGAAUUGAAUGUUCUUUCCAAGUUUAUUAUGAUGCUUAAUAGUUGAGUUUCCUAUUUGCCCUCCAUUUUAUUUUAACUCAUAAGUCAUCCCUUUGUUUUAUUUUUUGCUCAUAAUGACUUUGUGUCUUAAGAAGACGGGAUAUUAGUGAAUUGAUAAGUACGUUACAAAGUCUAAAUUCGAGGGACUUACACAAAAGGUGAGGAAGAUCAAAUCUGAGUGAUGAAGGCUCACUAAUCUAUUGGUUUAUGUCGUUAUUCUCAAUCUUUUGUGAUAGACUUUGGAGUUGUAAUGGUUUUCAGUAUUGAAAAGACGGAAUAUUAGUGAACCUGUAAGGACUUAAAAAGUUUAAAUUUGAAGGAGUUAAAGAAAAGGUAAGGAAAACCAAAUAUGACCUGAUUAAGGCUCACUAAUCUAUUAGUUUAUAUAGUCGCUCUCAAUUUUUUGUGAUUAGACUCUGGAAUUAUUGUUGUCGUUAGAUUUUGGGCUAAUUACUUGCCUUGUUGAAUAAGUGCAAAUCAAAAGCAAAUACUUUGUUGUCUAAUUCAUACUCUACUUCAUAUUCCUUGUUCAUUUUUGGGUUUUUAGUAGGUAAUUUCUGAAGUACUUUUAAUGGAAUACUCCCUUAAUUACAAGGAAGUGGGACAUAAUUUUUGGGCUAGUUCAAAUCCUGAUAUCCCUAUGGUGGUUGAUGACAAAGCGAUUAAACAAACAGAAAAUCAACCCAUAAACAUGUCAGAAAUGAUGGGUUUAGAUGGGUAUGGGGCAUGGUGCAACAUUACCUCCUCAAACAACUCGAACGAGCCUUCUUAUAAGUAUUCAUCACAUCCGUUCAUUGCAUCGAAUCAUGAUUGUUGUGAUCGGAAACAACCCAAUUGUGUUUUUCCUACUGUGAAUGUGUAUGGAAGUCCUGUGGAUGCCACAACAGACGAUUAUGACGGUUGUGGCAUGUUUGUGCAAUCAGAAAACAGUGUUCCUGGGCCUGUUGGGAAUUCAGUGGUGGAGAGGAUGGUUGGAGCAUUAUCAGUGUUUAAGGAGUCAUCUGGAGGAGGGAUUUUAGCACAAGUGUGGGUUCCUGUAAGAAGCGGAGAUCAUUAUAUAUUAAGCACAAGCGAGCAACCAUACUUGCUUGAUGAGAUGCUGUUAGGUUAUCGUGAAGUAUCAAGGUCAUACACGUUCUCUAUUGAACAAAAACCGGGUUCCUUUCCUGGACUUCCUGGGCGUGUGUUUAUGUCUAAGAUGCCCGAAUGGACUUCAAAUGUCAGCUAUUAUAGUUCAGCUGAAUACUUACGAGUUCAACAUGCUCGUCAUCAUCAAGUUCGUGGAUCUGUUGCAUUACCUAUCUUUACCCAACAAGCCUCUUGUUGUGCUGUUUUGGAGCUUGUUACUGUUACAGAAAAAUCUAACUUCCAUUUUGAAAUCGAUUCACUUUGCCGCGCUUUAGAGGCCGUAGAUUUGAGAACAACUAAACCUCCUCGACUUCUUUCUCAGUGUUUUUCACCAAACCAAAAGACUGCCUUAGCCGAGAUAACUGAUGUGUUACGAGCUGUAUGUAACGCCCAUAGAUUGCCUUUAGCUCUUACAUGGAUCCCUUGUACUUUCGAGGAAGGAGAUGGCUACAAAAUCUUUCAAAUACAAGUUAAAGAUAACAGUUUAAAUCUGAACAAGAAAUCUGUAUUGUGCAUAGAAGAGACUGCUUGUUAUGUAAACGAUAAACAUAUGCAAGAGUUCGUCCAUGCAUGUGGUGAACAUUUUCUCGAAGAAGGGCAAGGCGUUGCAGGAAAAGCGCUCCAAACGAAUCGUUCUUUCUUCUUUUGUGACGUAAAAAACUAUCAUAUCAGUGAAUAUCCACAUGUCCUACAUGCCCGAAAGUUUGGACUAAAUGCUGCUGUUGCAAUUAGGCUUAGGAGCACAUACACCGGGGUUGAUGACUACAUACUCGAGUUUUUUUUGCCUCCGAAUAUUAACGAAAACAAGGAGCAACAACUUCUGUUGGAUAGCCUCUCGGGUACUAUCCAACGAGUAUGUAAAAGCUUAAGGACUGUUUCGGAUGCAGAAUUGGUCGAUUCUAUAGAUCCUAAAGAUGACCCUUGUGGGGUUUCCCAGAGCUUAUUUACAAAUGAUCGACCAUUGACCCAAGAGGGGUCAAACGGAAGUAGACAGUCAUUAGAUCGACCCAUGAUUGUAAACGAUUGUAUCAAAGAAGAUGGCUAUUUUGAGCAGGCUAGCGGUUUGAGUAGACCGAUAGAGAAGAAGCGAAGCACUGCAGAGAAGACGGUAAGCCUGGGUGUUCUGCAGAAGUACUUUUCUGGAAGCCUGAAGAAUGCUGCAAAAAGUAUUGGUGUUUGCCCCACGACGUUAAAGAGGAUAUGCAGGCAGCAUGGUAUCUCAAGAUGGCCUUCGCGGAAGAUAAACAAGGUGAAUCGGUCACUACGAAAAAUCCAAACUGUUCUCGAUUCUGUUCAGGGAGUAGGCGGAGGUUUGAAGUUUGAUCUUACGACAGGAGAGCUUGUAGCGGGAUGUUCUGUCAAUCAGAACGAUUCCUGUACAAUCGGAAAUCACUUUGUGCAGGAAAACCAUACACAAAAACGGAAAAAAUCGAGUAAAAUCGUUCAAGGAGCGCAGCAUAACUUAGAUUUCAGUUCGGGGCUACUUCAUAACCAAUACCGCGCUGCUUCUCAAACUCCUCAUUACAUGACUCCAUAUGAGACUGAAAAUGAUGAUAAGGUGAUUGAGCACAACCAAGCGACAACUUCUGGGAUGACGGACUCAUCAAAUGCCUCCGGUUCUAUGUCUAGUUCACCAAUAAGUAUUGGUGAGCAGAGACUAAAGAAGGAUAAAACAAACAACGAAGAUCCAAAAUCACGAAUCACAAUUAAAGCGACAUAUAAGGAAGAUACAGUUCGAUUCAAGUUUGAACCUUCGGCGGGAUGCCAUCACCUCUACGAAGAAGUUGCAAAACGGUUUGAGAUUCAGCGUGGAACCUUUCAAUUGAAGUACGUAGAUGAUGAAGACGAAUGGGUGAUGUUAGUAAGUGACUUAGAUUUACAAGAGUGUCUGGAAAUAAUGGAGUGUCUUGGGAAAAAUAGUAUUAAGUUUCUUGUCCGCGACUUGGGUUUUGGUAUGGGUAGUUUAGUUGGUAGCAAUCGUGUUUUGCCUGGUAGUUGCUAGGUUAAGUCGAUGGUUGUAGCAUUAGGAUAUGUCAACUAUUCUAUCGGUUUUGAAAUUUCAACUGAGAAAUGGUUUGCUUGUAUUUAGAAGAAAGAUUUAGGAAUGACACGAAUCAGUUGGCUGUAAAUAUUUUAGUAUAUGAUCGACAUAUGAAACAGUUGUAGAUUUGUAUAGUAGACUUAGUAACUUAUGCAUCAUAU